CCGCCUUCCGGCCGUCCGAGCUGCCCGCUCUGCGGGCUCCAUGGCGGCCGCCGGCGCGGGGUUGGCCGAGCUGGGCUUCGCCGAGGCGGCGCCGGCGUGGCGGCUGCGCAGCGAGCAGUUCCCCAGCAAAGUGGGCGGGCGGCCGGCGUGGCUCGGCGCGGCCGGGCUGCCGGGGCCUGCGGAAAUGUCCUGCGUGCUGUGCGGCCGCCCGCUGGCCUUCGUGCUGCAGCUGUACGCGCCGCUGCCCGGCCGCGCCGACGCCUUCCACCGCGGCCUCUUCCUCUUCUGCUGCCGCGCGCCGCCGUGUUGCGCCGGCCUCCGCGUUUUCAGAAAUCAGCUACCCAGGAAAAAUGACUUUUACUCCUAUGAGCCGCCUUCUGAGGAUCCUCCUCCCGAGACAGGAGAAUCCAUGUGCCUCCAGCUCAAGUCUGGUGCUCAUCUCUGCAGGGUUUGUGGCUGUUUAGGCCCCAAAACGUGCUCCAGAUGUCACAGGGCACAUUACUGCAGUAAGGAGCAUCAGACUCUAGACUGGAGACUGGGACAUAAGCAAGCUUGUACACAAUCAGAUAAUUUGGACACUACAGUUCCAGACCACAACUUCCUUUUUCCAGAAUUUGAAAUUGUAAUAGAAACAGAAGAUGAGAUUACACCUCAAACUGUGGAAAAAGAAGAUGAAUCAGAGAUUAGAGGGAGCAUGGAUGAAGCACCUGAGGAAGAAUUGGAUUCCAUGGCAAAACAUGAAUCCAGGGAAGAUAACGUUUUCCAGAAGUUUAAAACUAAAAUAGCCCUUGAACCAGAACAGAUUCUCAGAUACGGCAGAGGGAUUGCCCCCAUCUGGAUCUCUGCUGAAAAUAUUCCUCAGGAAAAGGAUAUUCCAGAUUGCCCCUGUGGUGCCAAGAGAAUAUUUGAAUUCCAGGUCAUGCCUCAGCUGCUCAACUACCUAAAGGCCGACAGACUGGGCAGGAGCGUUGAUUGGGGUGUCCUGGCCAUCUUCACGUGUGCUGAAAGCUGUAGGCUGGGCACUGGCUACACAGAGGAGUUUGUUUGGAAGCAAGAUGUAACAGAUAGACCUUAAAGGCAACAUAAAGCCUUAAAAAUGCUCACAAUCUCUUAGACCUUGCAAUUCCAUUUCUAGACUUUAUCCUAAGGAAAUAAUUAUACCAGAGAUAGAGGUACAAAGAUGUUGUUUUAGGCAUUAAAAUGUCUAAACAUUAGUGGAAAAAAAAUUACCAGUGACAGGGAAUUAAAUAAAUCUUGGU
This is a messenger RNA of Ceratotherium simum simum (southern white rhinoceros), 1259 nucleotides long. RefSeq names its product programmed cell death 2 (gene PDCD2). NCBI's taxonomy places the organism in Eukaryota, Metazoa, Chordata, Mammalia, Perissodactyla, Rhinocerotidae. The record is from RefSeq and is a predicted model, not a curated record. Gene Ontology annotation, cellular component: nucleus; cytoplasm.